AUGUCCUCGGAGCAAGAUUAUCAAGAUCUAUUCGGUCCUCAAGCCAAGAGGGCCAAACGUGGUCGACUCCAGACCGACAAGUCCGCGAAUGCCAUUCGAAUACGCGAUAAUCAACGACGAUCACGCGCCCGCCAUAAAGAGUUCGUCGACGAGUUGCAGCGCAAGGUCCAGGACUAUGAGAAGCGGGGGACCCAGGCUUCUUUGCAGAUGCAAAAGGCUGCUCGAGACGUCGCCUUUGAGAACUCACGACUCGCGACAGAAAAUACUCGUCUGCGCGCCCUGCUCGUCAGCAAAGGCGUAACAAAUGGAGAGGUGGAUGCACACUUGCGAUCGUUAGAUGACGAGGGUAGCAAGGGUUCGCCCAGCGCGUCCAACAUAACGACACUCGCUCCCAUCCUCAACACACCCAUCCUCCUCGAACCAUCACCGACCCAAUUGCCUCCGCUGCAGGAACACUUCGGCAAGGCAAGCUUCUCGUCCGAGACGGAGAACGAGCACCUGGCAUCCAAGAGGAAAUUUGGGGACUCGCUGCUCCCGCCGGUGCUCACCCUUACCCCAACUCCCGAUGUCCAACAAUCCUCCCCUCUAGACAGGCUCGCCGUGCUCGCCGACGCUAGUCUCAAUCGCUCCUCCCAGACUGGCUCGGCACCCAACACUGCCUCGGAACCAUCCAAGAGCCCGCAUCCCUAUCAUCGUCGGAGUGAGACACCUCCCCGUCCCUUGGAGUUCCAUCAGCAGCUCCCACCGGCUGCCUCGCCGCUGGAAAUGUCUUGCAAUGCCGCGGCACGCAUCAUUGCCGAUAUGCAAGGACACGGCGACGAUCGAGCUACUCGACUGGCUUUGGGCUGCGGCGUCCAGGAUGAAGAAUGUUUUGUCAGAAACACGUCUGUCUUCCGAAUGCUCGAUCAUCGAUGA
This is a messenger RNA of Colletotrichum fioriniae, 915 nucleotides long. RefSeq lists its product as uncharacterized. Lineage: Eukaryota; Fungi; Ascomycota; Sordariomycetes; Glomerellales; Glomerellaceae. The record is from RefSeq and is a predicted model, not a curated record.